Molecule: messenger RNA, 1659 nt
Organism: Cynara cardunculus var. scolymus (artichoke)
Lineage: Eukaryota; Viridiplantae; Streptophyta; Magnoliopsida; Asterales; Asteraceae
Product: L-cysteine desulfhydrase
Exons: 1
Coding region: 61-1419 (452 amino acids)
Source: RefSeq, a predicted model, not a curated record
AAUGAAACGAAACCCUAGCAACAAGAUGCAGAGAGACUAGUGUAAGUGUUCGAUUGAAAAAUGGGUGAAAUUAGAAGAAGCCAUGGAGAAGACCCUGAAGACGACCACCACCACAAGAAACCUAAACUAUCACCAUUCAUCACUCAAUCCCAAAUCCAACAAGAGUUCGCUCAUCACCAGCAAGGCGUUGCCCGUCUAAACAACGGCAGUUUCGGCAGCUGCCCAGGUUCCAUCAUCGCUUCUCAGAAACGCUGGCAGCUCAAGUUUCUGCAACAACCCGAUGAUUUCUUCUUUAACCAACUACCUACCCAAAUCCUUCGUUCCCGAACCCUAAUCAAGGACCUUAUCAACGCCGAUGACGUCUCCGAAGUAUCCCUCGUUGAUAAUGCCACCACCGCCGCAGCCAUUGUUCUCCAGCACGUCGGAUGGGCAUUCGCCGAAGGCCGUUUCCACAAAGGAGACGCCGUUGUCAUGCUUCAUUGUGCCUUCCAAGCCGUCAAGAAAUCCAUCGAGGCUUAUGUCACCCGGGCAGGUGGCUCCGUCAUCGUCGUACAACUUCCUUUCCCUAUUCACUCCAACGAAGAGAUCAUCUCCGAGUUUAGAAAAGGCCUGGCAAGGGGAAAGGCCAACGGUAGGAAAGUUAGGUUAGCUAUAAUUGAUCACAUAACCUCCAUGCCCUCCGUCAUAAUCCCCGUUCGUGAAUUGGUAAGGAUUUGCAGGGAAGAAGGAGUGAGUGAGGUGUUUGUGGAUGCUGCCCACGCGGUUGGUAGUGUCUCGGUUGAUGUCAAGGAUAUUGGGGCCGAUUUCUAUGUCAGUAAUUUGCACAAGUGGUUUUUCUCCCCUCCAUCCGUGGCUCUUCUUUACUGCCGGAAAUCCUCCUUGUCCUCGGAGUUGCACCACCCUGUUGUAUCGCAUGAAUAUGGAAAUGGAUUGGCCAUAGAGAGUGCCUGGAUAGGGACACGAGAUUACAGCUCUCAGCUGCUUGUUCCCGAAGUUUUAGAUUUCAUCAACAGGUUCGAAGGCGGGAUUGAGGGAAUUAGAAAUAAGAAUCAUAAUGCUGUUGUUGAAAUGGGAGAGAUGCUGGCUAAGGCUUGGGGCACGAGUCUGGGUUCACCUCCUGAAAUGUGUCCCAGCAUGGCUAUGGUUGGCCUGCCUUCCUGUUUGGGGGUUUUAAGCGAUACCGAUGCUUCCAGGUUGAGGGAUCAUCUGAGAGACGAGUUUAGCGUGGAAGUUCCUAUACACUAUCAGCCACUGAAAGACGAGGUUGGAGCAAGGGACGAGGGUGGUGGUUUUAUCACAGGCUAUGCUAGAAUUUCUCAUCAGGUUUACAACACCAUUGAUGAUUAUAUCAAGUUCAGGGAUGCCGUCAACCAGCUUCUGCAUGAUGGUUUUGAUUGCAAGAUGCUUGGUAGAGAAUAAAUAAAGCUGGUAUGUCAUCACCACAUAAACUCAGCUUCUCCGUCAUUUCCAUUCCUUUCAGAUGAAAGAAAGAAGAAAAGAGAAAGUAGACAUAAUUGUGAUAUGUUGUGUAGAAUGACAGACAGAAUGGUGAUAUGUUGUUUGUAUGAGGAUGUUAAUGUUUUGUACAACAAUAUUCUUUACAAAAAUAUCAACAGGCAGGUCUUUUUAGCUAAUAUGGUGUUUUUUGGGUUCCAUACA